Ascochyta rabiei is the source of this 2505-nucleotide messenger RNA. Its product is annotated as Xaa-Pro dipeptidase. Gene Ontology annotation, molecular function: manganese ion binding; metalloaminopeptidase activity. The record is from RefSeq and is a predicted model, not a curated record. Bases 1 to 2505 code for a protein of 834 amino acids. The transcript is spliced from 5 exons. Lineage: Eukaryota; Fungi; Ascomycota; Dothideomycetes; Pleosporales; Didymellaceae.
AUGGAGGCUCUUGAUGGAAUGGAUCUUGCUGAGAGGUUGAGCAUGGACGCAAAAGAGUACUGGGUUCAUCUGGACGCGGACGGUCCGCUCGAGAAAUAUCCGGCAAGGCAACAUGCUCGUCGUGUGCAGGAGAAGUUGGGUAUUGAUGAGGGUUUGAUCUACCUGGCCGGCCAGCCGGCGAAGAACAACGAGGACAGCGACAUGCCUGCGCCAUUCCGGCAGCGACGAUACUUCUACUAUCUCACUGGAUGCAAUGAGCCGUCGUGCCACAUGACUUACGACAUCCAACAUGAUAUCUUGUCUCUGUUUAUACCCCGGAUUGAUCCCAAGCGCGUCAUCUGGAACGGACGCGGCUCGACCCUCGCUGAAGCUGUUGAAAGGUACGACAUUGAUGAAGUUUAUUAUGUUGACGAGCUGGGCGAUGUCAUCAAGGACUGGAGCAACUAUUACGGCGGACUCGGGAACGAUAUCUACGUGCUACACGACGGCCAGCUUCCACGGAUUCCUGGGCUCCGUGCAAUCAUCGACUCGGACUCUCUACGGCCUGCAAUGAACGCGGCGCGCAUGAUUAAGGAUGGCCAUGAGAUUAGCCUUAUUCGCAAAGCCAAUGACAUCAGUUCAGAAGCGCAUCGGAAGGUUCUCGCCAACAUUCUGAAGUUCAAAAAUGAAGCGCAAGUUGAAGGCUUAUUCAUGGAUGUAUGUAUUUCGCAUCAGGCGAAACAGCAAGCAUAUGAUCCCAUAGCCGCUUCUGGUUCAAACGCAGGAACUCUACAUUAUGAUGCAAACAACGAGGAUUUUGAAGAUCGUCAACUCAUGUGUCUUGAUGCUGGAUGCGAGUAUGGGCUAUACGCAAGCGACAUAACACGCACAUUUCCACUCACCGAGUCUUGGCCGAGCAAGGAAGCAAGGAACAUCUACAAGCUGGUCGAACGCAUGCAAGAGAGCUGUAUCGAACGCUUAGCACCUGGUGUACGGUAUCUGGAUCUUCACAUCCUAGCGCAUCAGAUUGCAAUUGACGGGCUUCUCAAGCUUGGCAUCCUGCACAAUGGCACCAGGGAAGAGAUCUAUAAGGCAGGCACAAGUCGAGCAUUCUUCCCGCACGGUCUGGGUCAUCAUGUUGGACUAGAAGUCCAUGAUGUCGGACAGGCUGAACUGAUGAGUGUCAGAGGAGGCAAGGCAGUGUUCGAACAGGCACCCUCGCUCUUCCCUGAGAAUUUCCAUAUGCCGGUUUAUGAUCUUGCCCUUUGUCAUGCACCUACAGACACGCAAAGCAGCCAACUUGAAGAGGGUAUGGUAGUGACAGUUGAACCUGGGAUAUACUUUUCCGUUUAUGCGCUACAACAGUUUUACUUACCAUCCCCAAUACACUCACGGUUCAUCAACCAGAAGGUUCUUCAGGGUUACCUACCUGUUGGAGGGGUUCGAAUCGAAGACGACAUUCUCAUCACUUCAAGAGGCUAUGAAAACCUGACUACAGCACCCAAAGGCGAUAGGAUGUUCGACAUCAUUCGAGGAGUCAGCUCGGUUUCGAACACUGUCAGACGAACUGCAGCAGUUACUCCCACAGGUGCGAGCGAGCCGCAUCUAUUUCGUGCACCGGGUUUUCCACUCCAAGCCACACCACAAGCUCUUAGAGCGAAAGAUCGAGCAGCAACUAUGCCCUGCCAGCCUAAGCAAAGACAUUUCAGCGAUAAGGACCGCCGCAAUACCUCGCUUGGCUUCAAACGCUGCAUGACGACUGAUGAACGCGUCCAGCAUUGGCGCGAAUCCAACCAGCGCUCUCCGCCUCUAGAAGUCCCCCAACUCAACCACGGAAAGCCAGUGACGGUCUGUGGCUCCUUCUCUUGCGAUGUCAAGCAUGUGUUCAUUGGUGACAGCUGUGCCUUUCCAUUCCAAACGCCAGGACUGUCACACUGCACCAAUUGUACAAUACUUGCCCAAACUCUCAGGAGGCUUCGAGAAAACUUAGCUCUAGCUGCGAAAAGCUCUUCUCUACCGCAGAAGCAAGAUCCAAGCCCAAUUCUCAGCAUGCCAGUACUGUGCGAACUGUCACCAGCUCACGAAACGGGGGGUACUGAAACGGCAGACAACACACGAAAGAUACCAGACACAAUGCCGCAUUUCAAAGACGUUCGUCAUCUGACGAUCUCACAAAUCCCGCACGAUUGUACUCCCACAUCAGACCUAGCACCACAACAAAGCACAUAUCCGACAUACUUGAGAGAGAAAGCAAUUCCUCAAGAUGACAUCAAUCAUUCUCUCGUAGAGGAGCUCACCAAACAAUGUCAAAAUGUUGCACUUGGCCAGUAUGUUGCGGAGCCAGUAUGCAUGUAUGCAACAGACCAGCACACCCCGCUAAAUGCGGUGACACCCACUGUAUUCAGUAAGCAGAGGCACGCUGCGUUGGAGUCGCAAGUAACCACGAUCAUCAGAGAUCGCAGCACCCAACAACGGGAACAGCGACGAGCAAGCAACCACACGGACGAUCGCGACUGGCUGGCAUGA